This is a messenger RNA of Nerophis ophidion (straightnose pipefish), 2549 nucleotides long. RefSeq names its product MFSD2 lysolipid transporter B, sphingolipid (gene mfsd2b). Gene Ontology annotation, molecular function: symporter activity; sphingolipid intramembrane carrier activity. Gene Ontology annotation, cellular component: membrane. The coding region runs from base 114 to 1973 and encodes 619 amino acids. NCBI's taxonomy places the organism in Eukaryota, Metazoa, Chordata, Actinopteri, Syngnathiformes, Syngnathidae. Gene Ontology annotation, biological process: carbohydrate transport. The record is from RefSeq and is a predicted model, not a curated record. The transcript is spliced from 15 exons.
CAUCACCACCCUGCUGCUGCUCACACUCUGCUGCUGGACUCCGACCGACCAACUCAUCCCUACUCCACCUCGUCUUUUUUUUUUUUUUUACCUCAAACACGGGCAGCAUGUGAAUGGCAGCAGAAAAGAGCAAAGUUGUCAGAGAGGAGGAGGAGGAGGAAGAGGAGGAAGAGCUCCCUGCGUCUGGGGCCGCCCACGCGUCCGUGCACGCCCGCAGUCAGAGCCACAUUCAGUUCCCGCCCCCGAUGCACACCGGCGGAGGAGGCGGCGGCCAGUGGCAAGUUCCUCGUCUCCUGGCGCACACCCGGAGUCACAGUCACACGCACUUCAACACACGCUCGCAGAAGUACACCUGCCGCCUCACACACAGCCUCUCAGCCAUGGCUCGGGCGGAGAACGGGGAAACGGGGAGCGCCACGGGGAAGCUCAUCAAGCCCACUGACCCGCUGUUCACCACCACCAAGGCCCCUCAGACAGACCUCAAUCAGAAGCUGUCGGUGUGCAAUAAGCUGUGUUUCGCCAUCGGAGGCGUGCCCAAAGAGGUGGCUGCCAGCGCCACAGCCUUCUUCCUGCAAAUCUAUCUGCUGGACGUAGCCCAGAUCAACGCCUUCCAAGCAUCCAUGGUGCUGUUCAUUGGGAAGGCCUGGGGAGCCCUGACGGACCCAUUGGUCGGCUUCUUCAUUACCAAGACCAAGUGGACCAAGAUCGGCAGACUCAUGCCUUGGAUGCUGGGCUGCACGCCGUUCCUGGUGGUCUCCUACUUCUACCUCUGGUACGUUCCUCCCUUCACCACCGGGAGGUUCGUGUGGUACCUCGGAUUCUACUGCCUCUAUCAGACACUCAUCACUUGCUACCAUGUGCCUUACUCUGCACUCACCAUGUUCCUGAGUGCAGACCAGCGAGAACGAGACUCAGCCACCGCAUACCGUAUGACCCUGGAGGUUUUGGGGACGCUGGUGGGCGCUGCCAUCCAGGGUCAGAUCGUGGCCAGCGCCCACACACUCCAGCACUGUCCCACCCACAACGUGUCGGACGGUCACCUUGGCAACAGCAGCGGGGGCGACGUGGUCAGGAGCCUGCUGGUGCGAUCUGAGGAAUACCUGUCCCACGCUAAAGAAGUCUACAUGAUCGCCGCCGGAGUCAUCGGGAGCAUCUUUCUAGUCUGCACCAUCAUCAUGUUCCUGGGAGUCAAAGAGAAGGACGAUUUGUACACCUCAAAUACAGAAAAACAGAUUCCGUUCCACCAGGGCUUUAUCAUGGUGAUGAGACACGGGCCCUACCUGAUCCUGACGGCAGCCUUCCUCUUCAUCCUGGUGGCCAUCCAGCUGGUGCAGAACAACUUUGUCCUCUUCUGCACCUACGCCGCCGACCUGAGAGAGCACUUCCACUACAUCGUGCUGACCAUCCUGGUGUCUGCAGUGAUCAGUAUCCCGCUGUGGCAGUGGUUCCUGCAGAGGUUUGGCAAGAAGACAGCAGCUUUUUGUGGCAUCACAUGGAUCAUGCCCUUCACUAUGAUGCUGGUGUUCAUCCCCAACGUGGUGGUGGCGUACAUUGUGGCCGUGUCAUCAGGACUCAGCGUGGCCGCCUCGCUCUUGCUGCCCUGGUCCAUGCUGCCGGACGUGGUGGACGACUUCCGUCUGGCCAACCCGUACUGCAAAGGUCACGAGGCCAUCUUCUACUCCUUCUACGUAUUCUUCACCAAGUUUGCAGCCGCCAUCUCCCUGGGCGUGUCCACGCUGUGCUUGGAAUUCGCUGGUUACAACACAGGCGCCUGCAAGCAGCCGGCCCCGGUGGUUUACACCCUCAAACUGCUCAUCGGUGGCGUCCCCGUGGCUUUUAUCAUCACGGGCCUAUUGAUCCUGCUCCUGUACCCCAUCACGGAGCAGGUGCGACUGAGGAAUAAACUCCACCUGGAUGAGCUGCGGAAACAAAGCAGCAGCUCCAGAAUAGGAGAUGACCUGGGUUUGAUGUGACAAAGUGGACCUAUUCCAGUGCUGCCUGCUGGGAAAUUUACUUCAUUAGUGUAUAUUACACUGACAACAUUUUUUUACUAAACAUUUUUUGUUUUAAUUCUCACAUGUACUGUAUAUCAUCCAGGCGUGAAUAAGAUAAUUUAUGCAAACGAAUGUAUAUCAGGGUUUCCUUGCUGUGUUUAGCUCAACAACAUUAUUUAUUUAUGAUGACACACUAAGAGGGGGGAGUGGGUUUUACAGCAGGCGUGUAAAGAAAGCAACAAGACAUACUGUAUAUUUUUUUGAUUUAAAGAUAGUUGUACUCUCCUGCAGCGCCUGGAAGCUACACUACAUCCAUGUGUACUGCUCUCUAGUGGUAGGAUGUGAUAUUACCCCCGAGAGUUUCCCUCCUUACUUCUGCUCAAAAAGGGACAUUGGUGCAAUUCAGAAGGUUUUUGUAUUUUUAAAACAUCAGAAUAUAGUUUGGACAUCAGGAGAUUUUGAGACAAUCGUGAACGUGAUAAACUUGGAUGGAGUAUUAGGAUGAAACUUUUUUUUUUAUCUGAUGUCCCUGCAAUAAAUUCGUCCAUCUUUAAA